Olea europaea var. sylvestris is the source of this 1590-nucleotide messenger RNA. Its product is annotated as protein PEP-RELATED DEVELOPMENT ARRESTED 1, chloroplastic. NCBI's taxonomy places the organism in Eukaryota, Viridiplantae, Streptophyta, Magnoliopsida, Lamiales, Oleaceae. The record is from RefSeq and is a predicted model, not a curated record. Gene Ontology annotation, biological process: regulation of DNA-templated transcription. Gene Ontology annotation, cellular component: chloroplast nucleoid. The coding region runs from base 123 to 1301 and encodes 392 amino acids. The transcript has 9 exons.
AUUAGCACAAUCCUUACUUGAUGGAAAAUGCUUGUACACUACACCAUUGAUAGCUUCGCUUCUAUAAUCCUUAUUCGAUAGCUUCACUUCUAUAGUAAACCAGUCUCUCUGUCUUUUCUUCCAUGGCCUCUCCCUCAGUUCCGAACUUCACUUUUUCUACGACUACUCGUUCAAAUUCAGUUCCAUCUACUUUUCCCAAAAGCCCUCACCACUUGCCGCUAAAACCCACCUCAAAGAGGACCAGCUUUUUGGCCUUGUGCGGCACUUUUGAAGCCGCCUCUCGGGGCUUACCCAUGGACCAAUUCUUUGCACAAGACGGUGGAACUACUAAUAGAAGAGGAGAACAAGGAAACCGGAAAUUGGACGCUGCCCAUUACGAAGCUCUGCUCAGAGGUGGUGAACAGGUCACGUCUGUUCUUGAAGAAAUGGUCAAGCUCUUAGAAGAUAUGAACAUGGAUGAAGCAUCCGAAGAGGUGGCUGUACAGUUGGCUGCACAGGGAGUGAUUGGGAAGAGAGUUGAUCAGAUGGAAUCAGGGUUUAUGAUGGCUCUUGAUUACAUGAUUCAAAUUGCUGAAAAGGACCAGGAUGAUAAGAGGAAGUCCCUCUUGGAGAUGAUUAAGGAGACCGUGUUAUCCCAUCUCACUAAAGAAUGUCCCCCUCACGUUCAAGUGAUUGGCCUUCUCUGUAGAACUCCCCAAAAAGAAAGCAGGCACGAAUUACUCAGACGAGUAGCUGCUGGUGGUGGUGUAUUUCAAAGCGAGAAUAAUACAAAAGUUCAUCUUCCAGGGGCCAAUUUGAAUGAUAUAGCUAACCAGGCUGAUGAUCUUCUGGAGACAAUGGAAUCUCGUCCUGUUGUUCCCGAUCGAAAGCUGCUUGCAAGGCUGGUGUUGAUCAGAGAAGAAGCCAGGAAUAUGAUGGGAGGUGGAAUACUAGAUGAAAGAAAUGAUCGUGGUCUGAAUAUUCUUCCUGAAUCAGAGGUCAACUUUUUAACUAAACUUGUUGCUCUAAGACCAGGGAGAACUGUUCGUGAGAUGAUAAAAAGUGUAAUGCAAGGAAAAGAUGAAGGUGCUGACAGUUCUGAAGGUGAUGAAAGUAUCAUAGGUGAAAAGACAAGUGGAAUUGCAGGAAAGGCAAGUGUUACUGGUUGUAAAGCAUUACCUGUACGCCCUGGCAUGUUUCUUGAGACUGUUUCCAAGGUAUUAGGUGGCAUAUAUGCAGGAAACGUUUCUGGAAUUACCGCACAGCAUCUAGAAUGGGUUCAUCAGAAUACACUUCAAAUUCUUGAAGAAAUUGCAUUCUAGUUCUCACAGGACACGUGUCUCGCACCAUUUUUGUAAGUUGAGUGACAAUAUUUUGGAUUUUCUGUAAAGCAACAGCGUGUAAAUUUUCACAGUUGGAUGCUUUUCUGGUUGUAAUGUUGUCAUAGUUUAUAAAAUAAAGAAAAUGCACUUAUAAAGUGCAUUCGCAUGAUUUCGCUCUGGACGACUCAAGAUGUACCCCCAUGAAACCGUCUUAAGUAGAACUGGAUGAUGAAAAUGACAAAAUGUCCUUGCUUUCGGUUUUCAGAAGGUAAAAGUAAUAAACAAAUAU